AUGUUGGUAAAACUUAUUGAUCUUUCUGAUCAGAUGAGCUCUUAUUCUAACCCUCUUCGCCGCAGCCAGAAAUGGUAUAGAAAAGUUGCAUUAGACGCACUGUUAAAUAUAAGUGUUGUAAAUGCUCUUGUCUUAUUCCGAGCAGUUACCUCAUCAAAAUUAUCUAUAACAGACUUUAGAGCUCAACUUGUAGAACAGUUAAUCAAAAAAGAGUCUAUUCCAGAAAAUAUACCAGAAACACAUAAAUUAGUAAAAUCAAAUAGAAGUAAAUGCAGCAUGUGUUAUGCAAAAAUGGUUAUAGCUAAAGGCAGAACAUUUGCACAAAAACAUGUAAAUAAAACAUUUACAAAGUGUUUUUUAUGUGACAAGUAUUUUUGUAUGGAUUGUUUUUUUGAGGAACAUAAAUUUGUAAAAAAGUAA
Molecule: messenger RNA, 420 nt
Organism: Acyrthosiphon pisum (pea aphid)
Lineage: Eukaryota; Metazoa; Arthropoda; Insecta; Hemiptera; Aphididae
Exons: 1
Coding region: 1-420 (139 amino acids)
Source: RefSeq, a predicted model, not a curated record